Molecule: messenger RNA, 1755 nt
Organism: Fusarium venenatum
Lineage: Eukaryota; Fungi; Ascomycota; Sordariomycetes; Hypocreales; Nectriaceae
Biological process (GO): fatty acid metabolic process
Molecular function (GO): medium-chain fatty acid-CoA ligase activity
Source: RefSeq, a predicted model, not a curated record
AUGCCGUUUCUAUCAUCCGACAGCCCAACCACGCUUCAGCGCUCAUCAUUCCUUGAGGCUAUUCAGAAGCAUGAGCCGGCUUCACUUGCAGUACUGGAGAAUGACACAGGAGCAACCUUUUCUUACGGUACCCUGCUCAAGAGCAUUGCCCACGCUAAGGAACAGUUGUUGAGCCAAGUCGGCAGAACGGAUGUCUCUGGUGAAAGAAUUGCUUUCAUGGUGGAAAGCGGUUAUGAAUACGUCGUCACACUUUUGGCUAUUCUUGCCUCCAAUGCUAUUGCUCUACCACUGGCACCAGCUUUCCCCGCACCUGAGCUGCGAUAUAUCCUCGAAAACAGUCAAGCUCUUGUUCUUAUCUCAUCCUCCAAAUACGCCUCUAAAGCAAAGGAAGUCAUCAGCCAGGGCCUAGCAAACCCACCACGAUUCUACCAACUCGAUGGAACCGGCCAUGCCACCGCGGAAGAAAAGCAAAUCGAGCUUGCAGAGUUUUCGGAUUCUCAGCAGGGCGGCAUGAUGCUCUUUACUUCUGGAACAACUGCUAGACCAAAGGGCGUAGUGCUUACACAGGCCAAUCUCACCGCCCAAGCAUCUAGUCUUUUGGAAGCGUGGCGAUAUUCACCUAGCGACCGACUUUUGCACGUUUUGCCUCUUCACCACAUUCACGGCACAGUCAAUGCUCUUCUCACACCAAUCUUAGCCGGAAGCAGCAUUGAGUUCAUGUUUCCGUUCAACGUUGAUAAGGUCUGGAAGAGAUUGACAGCCCCCUUUCAGACAGCAGCAGGCGAGAAGGCGCAGGUCCCUAUCUCAUUCUUCACCGCAGUGCCAACCAUCUGGGCCCGUAUGCUUAAGUCGUACGAGUCACUGUCCCCAGAAAUGCAAAAGGCGGGCAAAGAAGCUAUCUCCCCUCGAAACCUACGCCUCAACUUUUCUGGAUCAGCUGCUCUACCUAAGCCAAUUCGCGAUGGGUGGAUCCAACUCUCCGACGGCAACAUUCUUCUCGAACGUUAUGGAAUGACAGAAGUCGGGAUGGCCUUGUCUUGUGGUCUCGCCGAUAUUGACCGCGUAGACGGUUCUGUUGGCUGGCCUCUUCCUUCCGUUGAGGCGCGUUUAAUGGAGACUGACGACGAUACUGGUGUUCAGACUGUCGUUCAGCCAGGAGAUGAGAUCGAUCCUGCUACUGGAAAGGAACGUAUCGGAGAGAUCCAACUGCGCGGACCCACCAUCUUCACCGGCUACUGGCGCAACCCUGAAGCCACAGCCAAAGAGUUUACUACCGAUGGAUGGUUCAAGACUGGUGAUAUCGCCAUUCGCCGAACUGUUCCAGGUUCUGGCAAGGGCGAGUCGGGCUCUUGGGCUCGAGGACCAGCAUACUUCAUCCAGGGCCGCCGAAGCGCAGAUAUCAUCAAGACAGGUGGCGAAAAGGUGUCAGCCCUCGAAGUGGAGCGAGAAAUUCUGUCUCUAGACGAGAUUGAUGAGUGCGCCGUUGUUGGACUUCCUUCAGAAUCCUGGGGUCAGAAAGUUGCGGCAGUAGUUGUCCUAUCACAGAAGGGCGAGGAGAGGAUGGCGUUGCCACAAUUGCGAGCUGCUCUGAAGCCCAGAAUCACAGCGUACAAGAUUCCUCAGGAUUUGGAGAUUGUUGAGAUGUUGCCGAGAAAUGCUAUGGGAAAGAUUAAUAAGAAGGAGUUAAUUAACAGCGUGUUUGGACCAGUUGAGAAGAUUAGAAGGCGAAGUAUUGAUUUAGGAGCCAGACGAUAG